This is a messenger RNA of Fusarium subglutinans, 2133 nucleotides long. RefSeq names its product transcriptional activator ARO80. The transcript is spliced from 6 exons. Gene Ontology annotation, biological process: regulation of DNA-templated transcription; DNA-templated transcription. The coding region runs from base 1 to 2133 and encodes 710 amino acids. Gene Ontology annotation, cellular component: nucleus. NCBI's taxonomy places the organism in Eukaryota, Fungi, Ascomycota, Sordariomycetes, Hypocreales, Nectriaceae. The record is from RefSeq and is a predicted model, not a curated record. Gene Ontology annotation, molecular function: zinc ion binding; DNA-binding transcription factor activity, RNA polymerase II-specific; DNA binding.
AUGACACCGCCGACGGGACCAGAGACCGAGAAGAGGGUUUCGAGAGCCUGCGUGAGCUGCAGAUCUCGUAAGACCCGAUGUGACCUUGGCGUGCCUGGAGACCCUCCGUGUCGGCGAUGCAUCGAGAAGAAUCAAGAAUGUAUCCUCGCUACAUCUCGACGCGGUGGUCGUCGUAUCAAGGGCCAGCGCCUCGGUUACUCUAGAUCAACAAAUGAUUCCCAUCAGGCAUCGCCAAGCAGACCAAUCAACCGAAUGAAUUCAGUGCCAGCACAAGGUCAAGAACCCCGUGAACCAGACCAACACAGUGAAUGGCUGUCAUCAAAUCUUGGGUCACCUCUAGACCAGCAGUCCGAGGAUGAUGAAGAGCCUACAGGUGAUGCGGUGCGACUCAAGGGUCACUUCACAUCGUCAGAUCUUUUGAACCCGUCUGAUGCAUUGGAUUUGCUGGCUCAUGUGGCUGAUAUGGAACCUGAGGGACAUGCACAAACACAAGAUACUGAAGGUGAUCCCGAAAGCUCUACAAGAAUGGCAAACAUAUCCCAGGGUGUUUGUGACUAUCCACCUGUUACUUCUGGAGCAUUGACCCUUUCUGAGGCAUCCUUUCUCAUCGAACACUACCAUGACAACUUUCACAUCUUCUUCCCUAUUGCCUACAGCGCAGCCUUCGACUCCAGCCGUAUCCUAGAACUCAUCGAACACGAACCAUAUCUCAUCACAGCAAUCCUCUGCGUUGCCACAAAAGAUGAUCCCUCUUGGUCCAGGGCUCAUAAUGCCUGUGCGAGACACAUGGAGACUCAAAUCUCCAAGCUAAUAUACACCGGAUCCACUACCGUCGGUGCAGUCGAAGCAUUAUUGAUACUCGCCGAGUGGGCACCUCAGCCACUGGAGGAGAACCUCAUGAUCGGGUGCGGCAAGGAGGACCAGGGAUCGUGGAUGCUUGUUGGUGUUGCUAUUCGUCUUGCAUACCUUCAGAACCUUGAGCAGACUGGUCUUGUGCAGAGAGUUGAAGGGGCGCCGGAUUACCUCAGUAGAAAAAGGAUAGCUUGGGCCGCUUGCUAUAUGAGCGAUCGUCAAAUUUCAAUACGUCUUGGAAAAGGCUUCUGGUCUCGUGGCCCAGGUCCAUCCGUGAACCUUCGGGCUGCCGACUUUCCAUAUCUCCAAACACAAAAGCUGGGCAACGAUAACCUUGCUCUGCUUUUUCAAGCACAUCUUGAAAUUACCCAGUUGUUCAGUAACGCACAUGAUAUUUUAUACUCGUCAACAAGUCAUAGAGAGCAGCUAUACAUAGGAGGAGAGUAUGUGAGAUACAUUGAUGACUUCUCCUCAGUCCUCCGGAGAUGGAAGCUCUCUUGGGGUGGCCUCAGCUUUAUUCCCCGCGUCAAAGCAUCUCUCAUGCUCUCAUAUGAUUUUUUUCGCCUAUAUAUCAACGCAUUUGCUUUUCAGGCAAACUUAAAUCGUAUUGUCCGACGAUCAAAGAAGAGACCAUCGGGUCCUUUAUUUUCGGAACUAGCCGCUGCCCCAGAUGCGAGGUUCAUUUACGAGUCUAUCGACGCAGCAAAUUCUAUCUUAUGUACUCUCAACAGUUUCAUAGACCCCACUGAAGCGUUCAAGUAUAUGCCGCUCAAGUUUUAUCUUUAUGUUAUAUAUGCAGCAGUAUUUCUGUUCAAGGCCAUUUUUGCCGGAGCUAUCAAACCGUCAGAAGCACGAGGCGUGCGCCGUGCCAUCUAUGAAACUAUUUCUCGUCUACAGAAAACUUCGAAUAAUCAACAGGGUCUCGGUCAGCGCUACGCUAGGUCUCUUAGACUUUUGUGGCUGAAGAUGCUCGGAAAGUCAAGAUCACGAAACUCCGAAGUAGAAGGACGAUCAGACUCUUUGGCUUUGGCCAGCCAUGGAGCUUUACAGUCACAAGCUGAAUCAAGCGAAGGGCAUAUGAACUCUGAUCCAUUUAACAGCUUCUCGUGGAAAGAUCUUCAUUCUUUGGGCGAGUUUAUAUCAAAUGAUGGGACCUCACUUUUCAAUGAUAAUUUCAUCAUAAGUCCAGAACAGGACUCGGUACAAGGGGCUGAAGGGCCUGAGCAUUUCAGCGGGAACUUUUAUUCUGGCUCCUUGGGUGAGCUCGAUAUAAUAUUCUAA